Molecule: messenger RNA, 2802 nt
Organism: Anthostomella pinea
Lineage: Eukaryota; Fungi; Ascomycota; Sordariomycetes; Xylariales; Xylariaceae
Source: the annotation of a GenBank genome assembly
AUGGAUCGUCAAACAGACAGAAAUUCGACUGCUGGCAACACCAGCAGCCAGUCUGGUGACGAUGAAAUUGCGGCUAUUUACCAUUCUAACGCACUCCGUGGCUCGCGUCACCAACCCCAUGGUGAUGUGAGUCAGGACACCCGUCCUAACAUCUACGGGACUGGUCCUCACGCAGGCUGGGGAUCCUAUUUCGACAGACAAGAGCCACUCUUCCGGCCCAAUGACUGGGAAUACCCGGGACUUGCACUGCCCAUGAACGACUACGGAGUACCAGUCGAUUCUCCAGGGGCGGCUCCCCAUACAUGGCCUAACCAUCACACGAGCUGCAACCACACAGGGCAGCACCAGGGCCUGGGCCCUCUUACACUUGAGCCCGACUAUAGCUACAUUGGGGGACGACUUCAGUACCCGGUCCUCUCCCCAUACCACAGUAACCACCAGGAGGGGGUGGCGCCUCACCACUGGAGCACCACUCCCGUUGGAGGGAACGAGUACACGAUCCGCAAUCAGCCCGGCCACGGCCAUCAUCACAGCCCUUCUCCCAUUGAGAUAAACUACCAGCUGUGGGAUUCCCGACGAUAUCCUUCGUAUGCCGACGCCAUGUCCGCCCACCCGCUGUCCGCCCACCCUCAUCCCCUGAGAUCAAACUCCGUGGCUCGGCCGCCCCAUGGUUACCAGCCCGAGCCUCUCGGCCAGCCGAUGCGGCACAGCCAUCACGAGAGCGAGACCGCGCGACGCCGCGACGAAGACCAGAUCUGGGACCACGUGCGACUGGUAGGCCGUCGCAACGCCGAAGCGGCGGUCAGCAGCCAGCUGAGACGCCUGAGUCUUGGGGAGCUCGCUCUUCACCACCAGGAGGAGGUAACGGUAACUCAGCGAGGCGGCGGCGGCGGCGAAGACUCCCAUGGCUCAUCGUCUUCGGGGGCGCAGAGCGCCAGCACCCCCAGCAGCAGCGACAGCGAUGGGAGCAGCAACGAUGACGACGACCCUGCCGACGAGCCAACCAUCCCAGUGCCGCCGAACAGCCCAUCGCCCGAGGGCAGCACGAUAUCGCAAUCCACCGACAGCGCGGAAAACCAGGAUGCGCUCCGCCGAGUUCUUCAGCAGGACGCACUCGACGGUGUCGAGAGAAUCCUGGCGAUCCUGCCGCGUGCUCCUCCGCCUCCGCCUCCGCCUCCCCCAACCCCGAGCCCCCACCCGCGCGCCUUGCGCCACGGUCGCUCGCCCCUGCGCUGCGUCACGACCAUCAGGUAUAGGAGAACCACGAGGUCCGACGUCCGGGGCGUCCGGGUGACGGUCGAGGAAGACCUCGAUAUCGAGUACCACGACGAGGGGCAAGGGGGGCAUGCUGGCGAGCCGGCCGAGGAUGGAGACACUCGUUCUGACUCUGGCGGCGGGGGGCAGACCGCCGUAGACCGUCGGCCGAGUGCCGAACCCAGCACCGAUGGUCUGGGGGGCCACGAGAGCCAGCAGAAGGGGACGACGACGACGACGGCCACCACCGACGGCACCAGACGCAGCCAGCAGGGGGGAUCCCGUGCCGAACCCAGCACCAAAGCCGGGCCGCCACGAGAACGUGGUGACAUUCUCGCUGCCGAACCCAGCACCGAUGGGGAGCAGCCACGAGAACGAGUUGACAUUCUCGGUGCCGGGCCUCCCUCGACACCUAGCCCCCGUAACGUUAUCCACGAACGGCGCAGCGAGCCAACCGACGACGAGACGGAUGUCCUGCUUGGACACGAUGACGACGCGGACCUGCGUGCCGCAGAAAAAACCCUCCGCCGGUUCGCCCGGCUCAUCGCUAGCCAGCGCGGGCAACUCGCUUCGGAUAUUGAUCCCUCGUCAUCUAGUCGGGCUGGUCCUUCGACGCACCUAUCGCCAGCACGGGAUAACGGUGUUCAGUCGCGGGAGACGGCGGUCGGCGCAGAUACUGCCACCGGGGAGGCUUCGCAGAACCGCGAUGAGCCCGUCACCGGUACCAGUACCGCUACCGAGACGGGGGAUGCCACGACUACUCGUCCAUCUCCGUGGACGGGACAGCCGCACAGCGGGGACGCCUUCUGGCGCGACUUGAUGUUCCGAUGGUCGUGGGGCGGCAGGUUUAUCUUCGACAAGACCGGAAGAAAGAAGCAGAUCGGGAAUGCGUUCCCGCCCAUGAUAGUAAAUGCCCUGCUUGGGAAUAUACGGGUAUAUCGAAAGCGUGCGGGCAAGGAUAAUAUUGCCGCGCCCUUACCCUUAAAGGUUGCCAAAACUGCAGCCCAUACCGAGACCGGCGGCGGCCAUGCUGAGGUAGAGGGAGAUGCCGGCGCUGUUCAGGCCACUACUGACGCUCGAGACCAUGACUUCAAGAAGCACAUGUCUCUUGACUUCGACUUUGACAACAAUGCCGGAGGUGGAUGGGGCCAAGGCUCGGCUUCGACACACCACCUCCCUCACCUGCAGGUGCUCCGAGGUCGACGGACAGCCACACAUCACACGAAACAACUGCUGGUCAGCCAGUACAAGCGGAAAAAGAUCACUUUGCAGACACCCCGAAAGCGUUCGAAGCAGCUGUCUUUCCGCCAUUCAAUUCAAACCAAUCGAGGUCCCGGCAACGAAAGCUACGAGAACAGAUCAGCCGAUAACGACACCGCCCUGACGCACCAGUCAAUCACGAUACCGCCCAAGACGAACCAGUCGACCAUGGAGAACGCAGUCAACGCGAACGCCACCAUGGAGACUGCAGGCAACGAGAACGUCUUCAUCAAGACCGAAUACGACGAGGACGCUGGCAUGGAGGCCGCAGGCAGUCGACAACGAUGA